Molecule: messenger RNA, 1506 nt
Organism: Rubroshorea leprosula
Lineage: Eukaryota; Viridiplantae; Streptophyta; Magnoliopsida; Malvales; Dipterocarpaceae
Source: the annotation of a GenBank genome assembly
UUUCCACUUUCGUUAUUGUCACUAAUCGGCGCUUCAACGGAGCAAGAAAGCGGGAUCGGAGUCGCUAGGGUUUUCUGAGGCCAUGGCAGGAUCAGGGAGUUCCAUGCUAUAUUCAUUUCUUCUGUUUACUGUUAUCCUUUCACUCCAAGAGAUGUAUAGAGGGAAGUUAGCGUCAUCGGAGUUGUUUACCAUACUUGGAGGGUUCAUCAGCUCUCUAUUAUUUCUGGUUUUGCUCACAUUCAUUGGGAAUUUUCAGGAAACAUGUGGCAUGAGAACUGGUUGGGGUGCUGGUAAUGCAUUGAUUUCUUUUUAUUCAUUCCCUGGUUUGCUCUUUAUUCUGUGACAAUAAGAUGCUAUUGACAAAGUUGGGAAGAAUGAACAUUGAGUAGUUAUCUUUAAAUGUUGUCCUGCUCACUUUACUCUCCUCUGCAAAUGGAGUACAAUAUCCUCAUCGUUCCCUACAAGCUCAUCUAAUGCUUGUACACAUAGAAGCCAGUAUCUCCAGACUUUCUUGGCAUUUCCAAGACACAAUUUGGGUCCUUUUAACUCUAUAAGUAAGUUUUUCCUCUGGUUUGAUGACAAGAGCAUGCAUGAUACAGCAUUAAAAAGUGAGAUCAUUGUCUUUUUCAUCGGAAUGAAAUUAAGGAUGUCAGGUUAAACAGUGCUACGAAGUGCAGAAAUUAUUGCAAUGUUAGUUGGCAAUAUGUAUUUUGGCUUCACUUUCAAUAGCUAAUAGAGUAAGAUGAAUGAGUACUUGUACAAGAUUCAAGAGUGUAUCACUAUUUUUUUUUCCCCUUAGAUUUUAUAUUUUGAAUUUUUUCCUGACACCUUUCCUUGCUUCUAUGUGAUCUGAACUGAGAUUCAACAGCUAUAAGAGGCUCAAUAAAUAUUAUCAAAAAGCUUCUUUGAAUUUUAAUGGCUACUCCUAAUGGAAAAUUUAAACUUUAAACUUUGAUCUCAAUAUUUGAGUGUGGAAUGCCCUGCUCUCAUUUUUUGUUUUUUUCUUUUCUUGCAACAGUUAUAUUAGCUGAAGCUGUUGCUCUUGUUGCUGCUAGCACUGUCCAUCGAGUUUGUAUCACCACAUGUUUCUUGUUCUCAGUUGCACUUCUUUAUGAGGUUAACAAGAUCUCAGCAAUGGUGCUUGCAAGAAGUGAAUCAAAAACAAAGAGGCUCUAAUUUGAAAUAUAAUUCCCUCUUAGUCAAUGAUACAUCAAUCAGAAAGUUAAUUGUUUUGCAUUUUGCUCUCUAAGGACUGCGAGAUGUAUUUGAUAUUGAUCGGUUAUGAGGUUUUAGAACUUAUCACACCACUCUUAUUUAGCAUUCCUUUGCUGGUUCCAUGUUGGAAGCAUGCAACAGUUGUCUUAACUGAUUACUUUCUUGACAGGAAGAACUUUGAUGUUCAUGUGACUUAGCAUGUACGGUUUUUAGUACUCUCCAUGCUUAAUGAUUAAGCACCCAAAGAGUUGGAGUCUAUAAUAGUUGAUCUAAUAAAGGCCCUUUGCUUUA